Pestalotiopsis fici W106-1 is the source of this 1563-nucleotide messenger RNA. RefSeq lists its product as uncharacterized. Lineage: Eukaryota; Fungi; Ascomycota; Sordariomycetes; Amphisphaeriales; Sporocadaceae. The record is from RefSeq and is a predicted model, not a curated record. The transcript is spliced from 4 exons. Gene Ontology annotation, molecular function: heme binding; iron ion binding; oxidoreductase activity, acting on paired donors, with incorporation or reduction of molecular oxygen. The coding region runs from base 1 to 1563 and encodes 520 amino acids.
AUGCCCAUCUUCCACAGCUACCAAAUCACACCCUUUGGGGUCACCUCAAGACCUUUGGAGAAUUCACAGCUCGUGGGGUCCAGGAUCGUCAUCCAGCAAGCUGACAGGCAGGUAGACGAGAUGUUUGAAGAGAUGUGGACCACUCUUGGCCGCCCCUCUGUGAUGCUUGUAGAUCUUCGCCCCGUCAGCCCUCCUAUGCUUCUUGUUACAAGUCACAGCAUUGCAGAACAAAUAUCCAGGCCAUCUCAACAACUGCCUUUCAGCACGCCCAAGUCCUCGACCUGGACCCAUAUGAUUCCAAUCAUUGGGAAAACUUCGAUCUUGGGUAAAGAGGGCCAAGAGUGGAAAGAUCUCCGCAAAAAGUAUAACCCAGGUUUCAUGCCUCAGCAUCUGUUGAGCCUCAUGCCUCUCAUUCUCGCGAAGAUGGAACCGUUCUGGAAUCACUUGAAUCGAUCGGCCGCAGCCAAUGCAGAAUUCUCUUUGGAGGAACUGAUUGCAAACUUGACUUUUGAUGUUAUAGGCGUAACUGUACUUGAAGUACAACUCAAUGCACAGCAUUUGAAUCCUUCAGAGCAAGACCAGCUCGUACAUCUCUUUCGGCCCCUUCUUCAAACGUACAAGGACGAUAAGAAUAACUUUCCAUGGUGGAUGGUUCCCUUAACCACGUUCAAGCGGCAUCGACUAGCCAAGAAAAUCGAUGUGCUGGUCAAGGAUAAAAUCAAGCACAAGUACAGCGACUUGAAGAAUGAGGCAGAAGAAAACGGAUCGAAGAGUAUACUCGCCCUCAGCCUCCGCGACACCGAAGCUCUGACACCACAGCUCCUCUCGGAAAUGUCAGAUCAAGUCCGUACUUUUCUAUUCGCCGGAUAUGACACGACGAGUAGUAUGCUGCAGUGGUUGCUCUAUGAACUCAGUCGUACGCCCCGAGCCCUCAAGGCUGUUCGCGACGAACUUGACGAGGUCCUGGGGCCGCAGACUGACCCCGAGAGGAUAUGCGCUUCUCUGUUAGAGAAUGGCCAUCAACUCAUGACGCGCAUGCAUUACAUCAAUGCCGCCAUCAAGGAGACGUUGCGACUUUACCCUCCUGCCAGCACCGCUCGCAUGACGGGACCGCGAAGCGGGUUCACGAUCAGCACUGCGGCCGGCGAGGAUUACAAUGUCGACGGGCUCGUCAUGUACUCGUGCCAAAAGAUUAUUCAUCGUGACCCUGCCGUCUUUGGAGAUACUGCGGACGACUGGGAACCAGAGCGGUGGCUUGGAGACGCAGCCAAAAGUAUUCCCGCGGGGGCCUGGAGGCCGUUUGAGAGGGGUCCGCGCGCCUGUAUUGGCACGGAGCUUGCCAAUCUUGAAGCCCGUCUCAUUGUCGCCAUUGUUGCUCGAAAAUACGACUUUAUCAAGACGGGUCUCGGUGCCAGCGCUCUGGACAAGGAGGGCCAACCCAUGUUGGAUGAAAAGGGGCAGUACCAAGUAAAGUCAAAAUUAUACAAUACUCGUAGAAUGACAGCACAGCCAGUAGACGGUACAAUGAUGAAGGUCAAAGCGGUUGUUUGGCCAAAAGACUAG